This is a messenger RNA of Malassezia pachydermatis, 2223 nucleotides long. Its product is annotated as cdc45-like protein. Gene Ontology annotation, biological process: mitotic DNA replication preinitiation complex assembly; DNA replication initiation; double-strand break repair via break-induced replication. The transcript has a single exon. NCBI's taxonomy places the organism in Eukaryota, Fungi, Basidiomycota, Malasseziomycetes, Malasseziales, Malasseziaceae. Gene Ontology annotation, cellular component: DNA replication preinitiation complex. The record is from RefSeq and is a predicted model, not a curated record. Gene Ontology annotation, molecular function: DNA replication origin binding; chromatin binding; single-stranded DNA binding. The coding region runs from base 1 to 2223 and encodes 740 amino acids.
AUGAUUGUCUACCGACCGCGUGAGACGGGGGACGAGGUGCUCCCCGUUGCACGCGAUCGUAAAGAUUAUGCCUAUGCCUACAAAGAAAUAUGCCGCUCUGCGCGGCGGCGUGUGCUGAGAGACGAGGCGGCCUCUGAUACCCCUGCGGCGUUGGGCGGUGCGGCUGUCCUGCUGCUGGUCACGCCUCAUGUGGAUUCGCUGGCGGCCACACGCAUCCUUACCCAGCUCCUUGCGCAGGACGAAAUCGCGUUCCGCGUUGCGCCUGUCAACGGCUACCGCGCUCUCCAGCAGAUCCUUGCGCAGGACGUGCAUGAUCACGUCGAACUACAUACCCUCAUCUUUGUAAACCUAGGCUCGCUCUUGCCAUUGCCAACGACUGUGCCACUACCACCGCACUGUACUCUGCAUGUGAUUGACUCACACCGCCCAUGGAACCUGGACAAUCUCUUUGCUACGUCGCAGAUGAACGACCGAAUCUGGGUGUGGGACGAUGGCGAUAUUGACGAGCGCCUCCUCAAGGAAAAAGAAGCCUACGAAAUGCUGGAAUUUGACUUUGAUUCCGCGUCUGAAUCCGAGUCGGACAACGAGUCUGUGCCCCCUUCGGACGACGAGGGCGAGGCGGCGAGCGACGAGGAUGCGGCGGCGUCGGGUCGUCGCCCCAAGCGCCCUCACAGCACAAGCCCUGAUCGGCCGCCCAAGCGCACAAGGCUCGACGGGGCACAGCGGCAAGCGUACCGUGCGGUGCUCGCGAAGUACUACGCACGUGGAAGCUGGACAGGUAUGAGCGCAGCGCAGAUGAUGUACAUGCUGGCGAUUGCGCUGGGCCGUGGCGAUCAAGAUACGCUCUGGUAUGCCAUCCUAGGAUUGACUGCCCAGUACCUAUCCAACGCUAUUCACUCCAGUAUGUAUGCCGGCUACGCGUCGGCGUUGGCGUCUGAUGUCGUUGCUAUGAAUGCCACCGACGAGCCAGCAUCCACCUCGACGGGGCAGGCACAUGGUGCCGACGAUGCCUCGGUUCGUGUCGUGAGCGAGGAACUGCGGUUUACGCUGUACCGACACUGGAGUCUGGAGAUGAGCAUGUACCAUACGAGCUACGUGGCGGCCAAGCUUGGAAUCUGGCGUGAAAAAGGCAUCCAUAAACUCCGCGGCUUGCUGGCAAAAAUGGGUCUGUCGCUGGUCAACUCGCGACAAUCGUACGAGCACAUGGAGUUGGAUCUGCGGCAGUCGCUGGUCCAGCGUAUGGAAUCCAUUGCGCCAGAGUAUGGCCUGGUCGACCUGACCUUUCGCUCGUUUACACGGUCCUACGGUUUCCGCUCCAUGCCACUCAGUGCUUCGGAUGCCGUGGAAGGUAUCGCUGCGCUAUUGCAGGCGGCGCAUGGCGUUCGUAUUGAGGUGGACGGCGUGCAGAUUGUACGCACCGACUCCCUUCAUACAGGUACGCGGCCUGUGGAUCAAGCGGUAGGCUCGUACGGUGGGCGAACGCUGUGGUCCUUGGCAGAGAAUGGCGUGGAGACAGGUGUGCGUUCUCACACGUCACGCCGUCCUGCCGACGCGGAGGAAGGGGACGAGGACGAGGACGAUCUCGAGAACUCGACGUCGGCUGUGUGGGUAAAGAACUUUUUCGAGGCGUAUCGUGCGAUGGAUGCACGGCAGCCUUCGAGCAUUGCCUUGCUGCAGUCAUCGCUGCAACUGGCCAAGUCCUUGCAUCAGGCUAUUGUGGCGCAGGGCGUAAGCAUCAUUAUCAAGCAAUCCAUCAAAACGCUGCGUUCGUUCCGCUUGGCCAUUCUCCAGGAUGGCCCUUCCCUGCAUCUGUUCGUGCACCCUGAUACACUUACACGCCUGGGUUUCUGGCUCAUCGAUGCACUGCGUGAUAUCGUGGGCGAGCAGCAUAUGCGUCGCGCUGAAGCGAAGCGGGCGCGGCGCCGCAGCAAGGGUGAUGAGCUCGAUAGUUCAGCCUCCUCGUCGCCGCAUCCUGCAGCGCUGCCCCACUUACCCUUUGUGCUCGCAGCCCUCGACACGUCGCGCGAUGUGUUUGUCGUCGUUGGCAUUGUAGGUGCGUCGGACUUUGGCGAUGUGAGCAAAAACCGCUUUGGUCUGGCCUUCCAAGAAGCGGCAGAGACCAGCGGUGCACGUAUGCGCAACGAUCGGUUUGAGUCAACGGUGCUGGAAGUGCGGCGGAAUGAUCUCAUGCCGUUUGUCGAGGCAUUGCAUCUGAAAGCAUAG